AGUUACGUUCCGAUACGCGACAAGUGCAUAGUGUCCCGCUCCGAGGAGCAAUCGAUAUCAUAGAGGAUCGAUCUUAGUUACAAGUCGCUACAUAUCCGUCGCGGACUUUCCAUUGUUGUCGUGGCAUGCGGCAAAAGACCUCGUUUUAGAGCGGCAGCGAAUUACUUGGGCCAAGGGAAUGCAAACUGUGAUUCCAUUGCAAAGAGUUUGUUCGUUUGGCUUAAGUUAUUUUCAUGUCUAGCAUAACGCCACGUGGUAAAGUCCGACCCAGUUCCCCCAGUGUGCCGAAUUGCAACUCUAAGGCGUAACCAAUACAAUUAUUAGUAAAAAGGCGCCAGGUCAUUACAAAUUUGGUCGUUGCGCUUUUGUCGACGUCACCUGAAAUUGAAAUUGAACCGAGGAUCGCAUCGCAUUGGAUCGAAUCGCGGGCUGGUUAACCAGCCCUCAGUUUAGAUAAGAUUCGCCGUAAUCAAUCACAUAAAUUGCACAAACUUUGGUUCUUUCAUUCAGGUAGCGCGCAAAGAAAAUCGGGGAUUGAUAAUGACGCUGAUACGCGAUAUGCCAUAUACCACACAUCACACAUGAAAUGCAGGCUGGCUUCCUAAUCUUGAGCAGUUAACCUGAUUGCGUUCCGUAACCGAAACCGUAACCGAGACUGCUACCGAAUAAAUAAAUAUAACCACGAGUCGGAGCUGUGAUAGAAUGGGAAUGUCGGUGUGAUCAUAAAGGGGCGAUCGGAUUGGAUUGAAUAGAUCGACUUUUGGUUGAGGGGCAAAUACGUUUAUAAGGGAGCUACCGACUAUCAAGAAUGGGGCCAUAAAGCUAUUAUCAUUAUUGCUUUGUACGAUUUCACUCCCCGCCCCCAAACACUGUUUGCGCGACUGUAAAAUGUGAUUUUUGUAGACGUGUCGUAGCUUUCUAUUAACUUAUUCGAUACGCUCAACAGCCAGACCGAGGGACUGGAGAGAGGUUUUCCCUUAUGAAGGGUAACUGGCGAUAUGAUUUCGCGAUAAGACUCAAGUCGUCUGUCAAGAGUCCAGGUGGGGUCCAUAUAUCGUUGUUUGACCCAGAGGCGACGUGGCUCAUUCAUUUCCCACCCCAAUUGCUAUUCCGUGAUAAAGAUUCACACGAGUAUCGCGACGCAAGAGCCGCGACUUCGAGCUGUAACUGAUAAGUGUGCAACGUAUACAAACGUUGCUCGAGUUAUCAGUGAGAGUGACAACCGGAAAUUAAAGUUGAAAUCAACACGAUUACUUCAUUAGCUCUGUUUACUUACACUAUACACUUGCUAGGUUAUGGUUAGAGCUAUGUUAAAGGCGAAAGUUCGACAAGGUCACAAAUGUGAGGGUUCAAUAAACGAAAGGAUUCUCCCCUUGUCAGUCUGAUUUAUGUAGUUGAUUUCCUUAUUAAUAGAUAAACACGGUCGAAAUUAAUCAAUUAACUUUUGGGAUUAUUAGUAACAGGCUCAAUUCGUUACUCCGAGGUAUGAGGACCAAGAAGUUCUAAAGAGUAGUUGAAGAGUGUAAACGGACGGAAAUUGUUGAAACGCAAUUACAAGCUUGAGUCAAAAUUGAUCAGGUGCAAGCGACAGUCGAGGACGAGGAAAAUAAGAAACGAGAAAUGGGCAAUGGGUUUUACCCCAGACCCAAAUCCAGAGGCAAAGUGGAUGUCACUGUAGUAGUGGGUGCAGGCAACUUUAGCGAACGUGCCAAAGAAACGUCAAAAGAAAUGAAUUCCCUGUCCAAAAGCCUAAGAAGGCCUCAACGGUAUGAUGACGAAUGAUGAGUGGCCCCGAGAGAGCUUAGGUUUUCUCUAGGAGCGGGUGGGCAAUGGGGCAAAUGCAAAAACUUUAGACAGGGAAUCAAUUGUUGCCUUGUUUUAUUUCGCUCCUUCGUCGAAGACACGCAACAACAAUAGGCAAUGGCAAUAGCCUGGUAACUAGCUACAAAUGAGCAAGGUAGGUGUGGAAAGGGAGCACGGGGUUAGGUUGGUGGGAGUGGCAGGCCAACAACCGUGAAAAGAACUUCAGGAUGACAGUUAUGGGUUACAAAGGCAAGGAUUGAAUCAAAUAAAUAAAAGCGCAAGGUUCCACAGCACACAGUGCAACUCACUCAAUAAGGGAUGGAGGGUACUUACCUGGGUGUUUUGGGGUUGCCCGGGGUCCUUCGAAGCCGAUAACCUUACCAGUGUGUCCAUGUCAAGUUUGCAUGCGGCUGCAGGUAAUUCUUCAUUUCAUGCCGCCGCUUUACAUAAUCAUCAUAAAUGUAGAAAGCAAUGAAUGGCAAAUCUAUUAACAUAACAUCGCAUAAAACAAAAAUGUCUGCGCCGUCGUCAUCGUCAUCGGCUGCGGCAGAGACAUAGACAGAGACCGAGGCAACAAUAGCAUUUGGGGCACUUGGCUUGGUGCUGUGCCUGGUAGUCCGAUUGAAAUCAGUUGCAUUGGAGCCGUCGAACAGUCGCAAUGAACAUCUGGAAAGCAAAAGUGCUCACCGAAGUGCCUUUCGGGCAUGUGCUUAUUGUCAGCGGCAAAGUCAAACCUCAUCCCAAUAAAAUAUCACUCGACCUGACAGACAAUGUCAAUGCGGAGAAUGAAAGCGAAACGGUCUUCCUAAAGAUUGAGGCGAACUUUCGCGAAGGUCAGAUCAUACGCAGCAUGUUCCAGCCGGGCGAGGGCUGGAAACAGGAGGAGAUCUCGAAGAACUGGAAGUGUGAUGGUCCGAAGAAUCCUCUGGUGCCCGGCCAGUGCUUCACCUUUCGCGUUGCUGUCCUGCAGCGCUGCUUUGAAAUCUACGUAAAUGACCAGCUCUAUGGGUCGUUUGAGUUUGUCAAGUUCCCCAAGCAAAUCAAUUUCGUGCGCGCCUAUGGAGACUUUGAGAAGAUCACGCAAUUCCAUCAUCGUAUGCUCUUUCCCUUAGUGUUUCCACGCAGUCUUAUGUGCGUGGAUCGUGUCGCCUUUCAAAGCGAUGUGCCACGACGUUAUGAAACUGGCACCGUAGUGGCUAUGGAGUGCAUUGCCAAGGGGCCACCGACUACAGAGUUUUCUAUCUGUUUUCAGUGCAACGAUACCGGACGCAUGAUCCUCAAGUUCCAUGUUAAUUUUGACAAGACGACUGUGUCGCGAAGUUACCAACGCGAAGACAACAGUUUUGCCAGUGACGAUGAGGAAACCGAGGGAGAAUUCCCCUUUGUUCGCGGUAAAUUAUUCAAGAUAGCCUUUGGCAUUGGAGAUCGUUCGUUCCUGAUUGCCGUCAAUGGGCAAUACUUCACCUACUACAAUUUCCCGGUGCGUCCGUUCUCUAUCUCUACGCUUAAGUGCUUUACUAACGAUGUGGGCGACUUUGCCGUGCGCAGUCUGGAGUAUCAUUCAGAUUCGCCUUUGUUGUCACGGGUUGAGAAGCUUUCCAUCAUAUAGA
Molecule: messenger RNA, 3413 nt
Organism: Drosophila nasuta
Lineage: Eukaryota; Metazoa; Arthropoda; Insecta; Diptera; Drosophilidae
Exons: 3
Coding region: 2462-3412 (316 amino acids)
Molecular function (GO): carbohydrate binding
Source: RefSeq, a predicted model, not a curated record